UUCCAAAUUCCAAAACCCACCCCCGAGGCGAGGCAAGGCAGGGCAAGGAAAGGCAUCGCACCCUCGUCGCGAUACAAAAAGCGCCCCCGCAUCCCACCACCCCGCCCCCCUGAACGCCGAACCGCCCGCCCGCCCGCACGCACGCGAUGAUCCAGCUCCUCUUCACCGUGCUGGCCGCGGAGGCGGGCCUGGCGGCCGUCCUGCUCUUCAAGACGCCGCUGCGGAAGCUGGCCAUGCUCGCGCUCGACCGCCUCAAGCGCGGCCGGGCCCCCGUCAUGGUGCGCACCGUCGCCGCCACCGUCCUCGUCGUCCUCGCCUCCAGCCUCCACAGCAUGGCCAAGAUCCACGGCCACGCCGGCGCCGGCGAGCUCGACGCCCCCGGCGCGCUCAGCCCCACCGACCAGGUCCUCCUCGCCCGCCACCUCCUCGAGGCCUCCCUCAUGGGAUACAUUUUAUUCCUCGCUCUUGUCAUUGACCGGCUACACAGCUACAUCAGAGAAAUGCGAGGGCUGAAGAAGAACUUGGAAGCCGUGUCGAAGCAGAACAAGACAUUGGAAGAAGCAAGAUCUGGGAAGUCCGACGAGAGCAAGCCACACCACAACGACAUGGCUUCGCUGAAUGAGGAGAUUAAGAAGCUGAAGCUGCAACUGAAAGAAAAGGCGCAGGAGGCCAAGGAUGCAGAGGCCAAAGCAGUAGCUGCCCAGACACAAUCUGAAGGUCUAGCGCGCAAAUACGACAGCCUGCUGGAGGACAACAAGCAUCUCCAUGAACAGCUGCAGUCAGGAGGCAUCCCGCUGUCGCGUUCGGAUGGCAAGAAGAAUGCCUAAGACGUGGUUAGUCCUCAUCAAGUCAGGAACUCGUGGACGCCUGAAGACAGUUGCGAGAUGAAUAUGACGUCAGUUACUGAUAAUCAGCCAUCAGAGUAGUACCAUCUUUACUGCAUAAAUGCUCUGUUAUUAGGCACCAGAACGCAAAAUAUCGCUCAAUCUCUUACAGCCAGGUUAGCCGUAAACAUCUGAUGCUCGCUUGUAAACAUCUGAUGGUAUUUGACUGAAUGCUGUUGGUCUGAUCAAAGUCAUAGAUAGAACAUGAGAAGCAUUCAUAUCUCGACAAA
This is a messenger RNA of Hordeum vulgare subsp. vulgare (domesticated barley), 1114 nucleotides long. RefSeq names its product B-cell receptor-associated protein 31-like. Lineage: Eukaryota; Viridiplantae; Streptophyta; Magnoliopsida; Poales; Poaceae. The record is from RefSeq and is a predicted model, not a curated record. The transcript is spliced from 3 exons. Gene Ontology annotation, cellular component: endoplasmic reticulum membrane; endoplasmic reticulum. Gene Ontology annotation, biological process: endoplasmic reticulum to Golgi vesicle-mediated transport; intracellular protein transport. Bases 147 to 827 code for a protein of 226 amino acids.